UUCCCAUGUCUCAAGAACUCCCUCGUCAGCCUUGCUGUCUUUUCUGUGUGCAGGGUGUUCGGGUUGCGGAACUCGGGACCUUUGCUGUUGUGCAAGAGCAAGUCCUUGUCAAACAAGAGCUGCUCUUGGUUAAAAGACCGGUCUUCCAGCUGGACAUCGAUGAGUUGUGGCUGGAGGAGAUCUACUGUCCCACUGAGAUCCUCCCUGAUGAUGUCAAGAUUGAGCCGCUGAACUACGUGAAGCUAUCGCAAGCCACCUCCUUCCCACUGCACGUGGUGAAGAACUGUGUGCAAGAGACCAUCCUCUUGUACUGUUUCCUCCUGAGGAACAAGGAGCACGUCCCCUUUGCCUUCAGGGACAUUGGUGUUUUGACGUGCAAAGAUGGUGUCCUGUGCAUGAAGUUUUACCUGGACUGUGUUGAACGUCUGGAGAGCACUGCGGGCCUGUUUGCACUGCUCCAGAGCAAAAUGUGGCCGGCACAUCUGAGUGUCUUCAGUGGAGAGACCACUGCUCGUGGGAUCCAGAUGUUCCCAAGGUGAGUGCAUUUCCUCCGCAGCCCUUGGCUGAGCCAGCGGGAGGCUUCCCACCUCCUACUUUGGAACGUGCGCGGUUGGGUCUCCACGCUCAGCAUCCAGUCAGGGCUAAAUCCUGAAGAGACUGGUUCCUGCUUAACUAAUGCUGAGUUUCGGCUACGAGUGUCUUCACCUGGAAAGAAGGGGCAUUGUGGCUGUGUUUCUUGUGCCCAUGCUGC
Messenger RNA from Oxyura jamaicensis (ruddy duck), 751 nucleotides. Its product is annotated as coiled-coil domain-containing protein 81-like. Lineage: Eukaryota; Metazoa; Chordata; Aves; Anseriformes; Anatidae. The record is from RefSeq and is a predicted model, not a curated record. Bases 6 to 539 code for a protein of 177 amino acids. The transcript is spliced from 3 exons. Gene Ontology annotation, cellular component: centrosome.